This is a messenger RNA of Spirodela intermedia, 1786 nucleotides long. Lineage: Eukaryota; Viridiplantae; Streptophyta; Magnoliopsida; Alismatales; Araceae. The record is from the annotation of a GenBank genome assembly.
AUGGAAGGCGGUGCGGUGGGGGAGGUAAAGAAGGGGGAGAAGGGAGCGCCGCUGCUGGUUAGGCCGAUGGCAGGUCUGCACGAGGCCGCGCCGCCGCCGUUCCUGUCGAAGACGUUCGAGGUGGUGGAAGAUCCGGAGACGGACGCGGUGGUGUCGUGGAGCCGCUCGCGCAACAGCUUCGUCGUCUGGGAUCCUCACGCCUUCGCUACGACUCUGCUCCCCAGAUACUUCAAGCACGACAACUUCUCGAGCUUCGUCCGACAGCUGAAUACCUAUGCGAGUUCUCUCUUCUCCUUCUCUCUGCUCCGGAGACAUUCUGAUGGCAUCUCACGAAAUCUUCACACAUGAAUUGAGUUCUCCGUUACCAUCUCCGAUUUCUUAUCCGGCUGUUCGUACGUUAGGUUUCGAUCUUGUAGAAAAAGCAAUCAGUCGACCUGAGCAUUUAGGCCAAGCAGUGGUAGAAGAGUGGUGAAAAAUCUUUUGAAUUCUGGAGCCCAAGGGGAGGGAGAAUGUUCUUCCUUCGAAUAUUCAUCGGUGAAUCUGUGAAUUUAUUGUCACCUUUCACUGUUCUGAAAACACAGAGGAAGGACCUCAUCCUUACAUAUAGAUAUCCUGCUUCCGAAUCGUUCCAAUGUAUGAUAAUUCGUUCGAAAAUCACCAGGCACAUAAAUGGACCUCUCUUCUCAUUUCAAACAUCUCUUGAAACAUUCCGAUCCGAAUAUCAGUACUGUAUUAUCGAGGAAGUGUUCUUCCGAUUUCACGCAUGACGAUUUUACCGAUACUUUCAUAACACUGAUUCUCAAUCGCAGAAAGAAAGACUGGACUAUCCAUUGUUUUUUUUUUCUUCAUAAUUUGUUGCGUUUGACCCCGAUUAUAAGAUGAUUUGCAUCAUCGUCGGGUCUAUGGUUAGAGAAAAAAGAAAAAAAAAGAAGAGUUUUCUUGAUGGGUAAGAUCUUGAUGACCAUUGUGCCUUUCUUUGAUGGUAGCUCCGCUCUUGAUGCCCAAUGGUCCAUGGAUUCCUCUUCUGCUCAGACUGCAAUAGUCCCAGAGAUGAAUUUUGUUAAGAUUGACAUAAUUUUCCGAAAUGUUUUCUUUGAUGGCUACUCGCCGUUCUUAAUCUCUCUAGUUCGCUGGCAUUUACAAUCACCCUCCCCGCAAAUGGUUCCAGGGUUUCCGAAAAGUCGACACCAACAAGUGGGAAUUCGCCAACAAGGAAUUCCUGGCAGGACAGAAGCAUCUCCUGAAGAACAUCAGGAGAAAGAGGAAGAUCCCCACUCCGAAUACUCAAUGGUGCCAGGGGGCCGGAACCCUAGGCCUCGAGAAGGAGGUGGAGCGACUGUGCAGGGAGAGGAGCUUCCUGUUCCUGGAGACUGUGAAGCUUUGCCAGCAGCAGGAGAAAUCCAGGUCCGAGCUUCUCGCCAUGGAGGAGCGGCUGCGAGACAACGAGAGGAAGCAGCAGCAGACGAUGGUGUUCCUUGCCAGAGCCCUCAACAGCCCCUCGUUCGUUGACCAGCUCGUUCGCCGCAGCGAUCAGGUGGAGCGGCUGGAAGGCCCCGGCAGGAAGAGGAGAUUGCCUGGUUCUGAAGAACGUACAGCGGAAUUGGAGCUGGAGACGCUGCUCACCACCAUGGCCAGCUCGGAGAGGGACCAGGAGACUGAGACGCCGCCGUGUUUCAGCAGGCCUAAGCUCGAGGAGGUCAACGACGGGGAGUGGGAGGAGAUGCUGAGCGACGGCGGCAUGGAAGAACUCUACCGGAGCUUCUCCCACUGCUCCCAUCUACCAUGA